AAAAAACACAGACAGCUCUAUUCUCUUAUGUUUAAACCUGAUGCACCAAGACAGCAGCCGUUCCUGAACUAAACUGACAGAGGUUGAGAUGGCGUACUCCACCAAAACUCUUGCUGCUGGCAGCUUUGGGAAGGUAUACAAGGAGAAGUACAAUGACACUUGGGCUGCAAUCAAGAAGGUGCCACAACACUUAAUCAAUAGGAGAGACCUGGAGAGAGAGUGUCAAGUAUACAAUAAAGCGAUUCAUCCUAACAUAGUGAAGCUUCUGGGUAAUCCAACACUCAAGGACUCAAAGUGGAUCAUCCCCAUGGAGUUCAUCUUUGGAGAGGAACUGGAGACAACCAUCUUCAAAUCACUAAAAUCUAAAAUACAGUUGACUCCAUCUAUAAAGGCCACCAUCAUCACAGGCAUGUGUGAAGGACUGCUUCACCUUCACAGGAAAGAUAUCGUCCAUCAGGACCUCAAGCCUGAGAACAUCAUGGUAGAGCAUGUUUCUCACAGAGCUGUGAUCAUUGAUAUGGGACUUGCCAAAUUCUUCCGCAAUGGCCUAAAUUCUGCCAUGGAUAUGGGCAAUGAGGCCUACUCUCCACCUGAGGUCCUGCAGAGGAGGGGCCAGAGAGAUCAGCGCUCGGACGUGUGGGCUAUGGGUAAAAUCAUUACCGAACUUUAUGCCAGAGUCAGGCUGUACACCCCCAGUGUCUGUCCAACUAAGAUCCAGGAGAUCCUCAGUCUCCAAGGCCAGCAGUACUGUAACGCUGUCUGUAGGAUGGUGCAGAGAGACCCCACAGUGCGGGCCACCAUGGCCGGAAUCAUGCCGGAGAUACAAAGGGCAGGGAUAGAUAGCGAUGGCGGCAACACCAGGGGGGGGAAAAGAGGACAUCUGCUGACACCCUUUCCUCACACUCAGGUAAAAGACACCUUGCCAUGUCCUCAAGCUCCUGUACAGCGUUCACCAUCUCCAUCGAGAUUUGAGCGCAAUGCUUUACCAAGGUCUGAGGUCAAGACGCUAGUGCGAGCUCCUGUGCGAGCACCUUCUCCAUCGAGAUGGGAGCGUACAUCUUCUCCAAAGCCUGAGGUCAAGACACUAGUGCGAGCUCCUGUGCGAGCACCUUCUCCAUCGAGAUGGGAGCGUACAUCUUCUCCAAAGCCUGAGGUCAAGACGCUAGUGCGAGCUCCUGUGCGAGCACCUUCUCCAUCGAGAUGGGAGCGUGCAGCCUUGCCAAAGACUGAGUUGAAGUUUGAGGUGAAGACAACACUGCAACCACAACCCGUACAGCGUUCACCUUCCCCGUCAAGGUGGGAGCGUGCAGCCCUGCCAAAGACUGAGGUCAAGGCGACACUGCAACCACAACCCGUACAGCGUUCACCUUCCCCGUCAAGGUGGGAGCGUGCAGCCCUGCCAAAGCCUGAGGUCAAGAACUCACCAACUCCCCUUCCAAAAGGCAUAGCUCAACCCAAUCAAAAUGUCAUGAAACAGCUUCUCUACGAAGAGGCCUUGAAGGGUCUCCCAUGCCCACUCCCAACAACAGGCGGGGUGCGAAUCCGCCGUUAUGAGCAAAGGAAUGGGGAAGUGGAGACUUGGGAGCAAAAUGAGGUGGAGACUGAAGGAGGGAGGAUAGUCAAGUUUGAGGAUGUGAAGUGUAACAAGAAGUCGUAAGUAGGUUAUUGACAGUUUGUGAAAUAGUAGGGAGUUGAUUUGACUCUGCUUCUCCAGAGCAACAACAAUAAAAGUUGUAUUGCACUAUUAAGAAGGAAACCUGAGGUUGAGUAAGGAUUCAUGAAUGAUGUUGAAGGACUAUCACUUUACAGUAUUGCUACAAUGUUGCACAUCUGGUUAGGUGCCAGUUUGCAGAGGAAACUGGAGUCAAAUAACUAUCUGUGAAUGUUUCUGAAAUCUCAUCCCUUUUGCAAAUCAGUUUUAUCUUUAGCUUGAUAUUAUUCAUUUGACUGUGAACAUAGUAAAAACCAUUUUUGUAUCUUCUAAGACAAGAGAUCUUACAUUUAGCUUACAAUUAAGAAUUAAAGUCAUCUUUUCACAAAUAUAUGCUGUGUUAUAUCCUCUUUACAAUAUGGUGGAAAAAUUGCAAGAUUAUGUUAUAAUACUUUUAUUGCAUCAAAUGGUUGUUUUAUGCAACAGAAUAGAGUAUUCUUAACUAUUGUGUGUGUGUGUUCUACUGAGGAUGUACCUCUGGUAGAUAACACUGACAUGAGAUUUACCAUGUCUUUUGGGUGAUAAAACCUAAAGAGCAUUCCAGAGCAUGAGUUAAUGUUUCUGUUCUAUACCGUACCAGGGAGAGAUGGUUCCAGUUUGGACUCGGAGGGCCAAACUCUCUAUACAAUGAAAACUGUUGACACAGCAGAUACUGACUGCUAUUUAUUAUAGGUUUCUUUCAUACAGAUCUUAACCUUGUGACCCAUUCUAUAUAUCUGUUGUUCGUCAUGUAGAUUGAAAGGGGUGUAUCUUCGCUAUAAAAUACCUUUGUACUUUAAUCUCGGGGCUCUCAACGAAUCAUCUGAGGGUGAUUCGUCGACCAACCAUCAUUGUCAUAGAGCACUUAAUCUAUUCACUUUAUGUGUAUGUGUUGUAUUGACCUGCUCCCUUAUUUAUAAGUGGUUAAAGAUUUAGUUUAAGUAUAACUCUGAC
Molecule: messenger RNA, 2644 nt
Organism: Oncorhynchus masou masou (cherry salmon)
Lineage: Eukaryota; Metazoa; Chordata; Actinopteri; Salmoniformes; Salmonidae
Product: serine/threonine-protein kinase Nek8-like
Exons: 6
Coding region: 89-1657 (522 amino acids)
Biological process (GO): protein autophosphorylation; autophagosome assembly; peptidyl-serine phosphorylation
Cellular component (GO): autophagosome; membrane; cytosol
Molecular function (GO): protein serine/threonine kinase activity; ATP binding
Source: RefSeq, a predicted model, not a curated record